CUGGUGUUUCUGAUUUCCAGGUCUUUGUCCCCGGAACUUGCUCUCUCUCAUUCCUGAGUGUCCACCAGGAUUUUCUCCUCGCAUCUGGAUCUCCGUUACGGUCAGCUCAUACACACACACUCAGAGUCCGAGUCCCGGUCUCAAACAAACCACAUUUGGCUAAAAGAAGCGAGAAAAGAAGGGAAGACAGAAGACGACAAACAUAUUCCCGGCAACUUUCAACCGUCUGCGCUCCUGUCGUGUUUUUAACCCUGUUGUCGAAGACACUCCGGUACUCUUGGCAAAAGUCGAAGAGAGAGGGAGAAAGUUUUUACGUGUUUCAAAGUUCUUCUUCUGUCGCGUCUACGCUUUUCUUCACGUGAGCGCUGGAGUCAUAAGCUGACCUAACCUUGAAGUGGAGGACUUUGUCGUCGUGUUUGUGGUUUUACGUCGGUGUUUUCAGAGUCAGUGCUGCUGCUGCUGCUGCUGCUGCUGUGAAUGAAGUGUUGAGCUGAAGAAAGCAGCGCUUCUGUCUCCAUGAGGAAACUCAGCGUGGGAGUCACUGAAACUUUGUCCUAGCUUACGCACACCUGAGCGUCCACCGUCGUUUUUUUUCUUUAUUGUUUUUUUUUAUUGUGUGUUUUUUGUAGCUGACUCAAAAUGAAGACACUACUGGUGCUGUGUGUGGUUUGCACGCUGGUUGUGUUGUCUGUAUCGGGAACCGCGGAGCAAAAGUUGAAAAACUGUAACGACGUUCGUGCUGCUUACAGCUCCAAAGGCUUCAACGUUAACGACGUCCCCAACAAAGGAAUCAAUGGUGCCCCGCUGAAAGUGUGUCCACAGGGUUUCUCCUGCUGCACAGUGGAGAUGGAGGAGAAGCUGAGCCAGCAGAGCCACUCAGACAUGAAAGCUCCCGUCUCCAGGCUAAGCUCCACCCUACAAUCCACCUUCAAACAGAAACAUGACCAUUUUGAUAAGUUUUUCCGUGAGCUUUUGAAGAAUGCAGAGGUCUCGCUGCACAACAUGUUUGUGCGAACAUAUGGGAUGAUGUACGUGCAGAAUGCUGAGCUGUUCAAGAACUUUUUCGUGUCCCUGACGCGGUACUACGUGUCUGGCAGCGCUGCCGUCAACCUGGACUCCAUGCUGUCAGAAUUCUGGGCCGAGCUGCUGGAGAGGAUGUUCCGGCUGGUCAACGUACAGUAUGAAUUCAGUGACGCCUACAUGGAGUGCGUCAGUCGGCACACUGAACAGCUGCAGCCAUUUGGCGACGUGCCACGCAAGCUCCGCAUCCAGCUUACACGGGCCUUUGUCGCAGCACGCACCUUUGUACGAGGCUUGGCACUCAUUCCAGAGGUUGUCAAUAAAGUUUCAACAGUCAGUGCAUCUCCCAGCUGUGUGCGAGCGGUCAUGAAGAUGAUGUACUGUCCCUACUGCUCAGGCCAAGUGGCCCUGAAACCCUGCCAGAAUUACUGUCUGAAUGUGAUGCGUGGGUGUUUGGCCAACCAGGCCGACUUGGACACAGAAUGGAACAACUUCCUUGAUGCCAUGCUUAGUCUCGAUGAGAGGCUCGAAGGUCCCUUUAAUUUUGAGUCUGUCAUGGACCCCAUCGAUGUGAAGAUAUCGGAUGCCAUCAUGAACAUGCAGGAAAACAGCAUGCAAGUGUCUCAGAAAGUUUUCCAGGGCUGUGGGCAGCCUAAACCAAGCACAGCCUUCCGAUCUAAGCGUUCACUCAAAGAAACAAGCUUUACUGGCCGUUUCCACCCCUACAGUCCUGAUGCAAGGCCCACCACGGCAGCUGGCACCAGUCUAGAUCGAUUGACAAGUGAUGUAAAGAAGAAGCUGAAACAUGCAAAGAAGUUCUGGUCCACUUUGCCAGAGACUGUCUGUGCAGGUGAAAGGAUUGCGUCUGGGGAUGAGUGUUGGAACGGAACUGCAAAGAGCAGGUACGAAUCGGUUGUCAUUGGCAACGGAUUAGCCAAUCAGGUAUCAAACCCUGAUGUUGUUGUGGACAUAACAAAGCCAGACAUUGUAAUUCGCAGUCAGAUCGCAGCUUUAAAGGAAAUGACAAGUUGGCUCAAAGCUGCUCACAGCGGCAAUGACAUCUCUGUUGAUAAUGAUGAGGAUGGCAGUGGAGAGGAGAGCGGCAGCGGUUGUGACUCCGGAUCCUGUGACCCAGACAUAUACUUCUCCACUCCACCAAACCCCGGCAAUCCCCGGAUUAAUCAAGUGGUGGUGGACAAAUCUUCAGGAAGGAUUUCCACACAAGGAAGCAUGGCGCUGGCGCUCUGCGGGGUGGUCCUGGCCCUGCUCGCUCCCCACUUGAGAUAAAACUGUUUGGGCACAGAGAGGACAAGAAUGACCAGGAAUGAUGGAGCGAAAGGGGGGAACUGUCUGAGAGACUUUAGAAAGACUGCCUUCGGGACAUUGGACUGUCCACCAGUGGGGGAGACUCUUCUUAAUAUUAUAAUAACUUCACUUUUAAUUAUUUGUUUGUAUGUUUUUAAGGACGUCAGUGUACAGCAAUAUCAUUUUCUUUCCAAGAAAUCCACAUUUCUCCCCGAUAAACCUUUUACACCUUAUGGCUCUUUUGGAGCUCCACUAUGGUUCUGCUUGUAGCAUUGCAAACAUUAUAUAAUUGUCUUAUUUAGGCAAUUUAAUUGCAUAAUUCAUUUGUGUGUCUCCUUCAGUGAUUGCCACCACUUAAUAGUAAGCAAGAUGCUUAGUUGAACGUUGAGUGCUUGUGGUGGGACACAUUUGACUUCAUAUUCCUGAGGAGUGUUUAUCUUUCCAUUAUCCAGAGAUCAACAAAUCAUGUAAUGUUGUUAUGAAAUUCCAUAACAACACCUUUGCACAUCACCAGUGCACACUGUGAAUGUUUGUGUCUGUGCAUAUAUACAUUUACAUACACCUGUCAGGCAAAACUUAUGAAGCUACCUGUUGAUCUCCACUUUCAGUUUGCAUUUUAGUUGAGUUUGCUUUAAAAGAGAACCGCACAACGCAGCAUUUUUCUCACAAAUCCAGAGAGAGAAAUUUCAGCACACGUAUUUAUGUUUCACCAGGAGAUGGACUCAGCCUUCAGAAGAGCUUCUUAGGGUGCUCUGUGAGCCCAAACAUGCAUAAUGUAUGUCAACUAUGAGCAUUAUCACAUUUUAACUUUUAAUUUACACAUUAUGUUUUUAGUUUUCAAGCUUAAACAUGUCCGUAGUAAGGUCAUACCUCAUGCAUGCUCUCAUUGCCAAUGCAAUCAAGUGAGUUUAUGGUGUCUGAUGGAGAUGAGAUUAGUGGCUGGCAACCUGGUAAAAGGUAACUAGUGUGGAAGGAAGAAGGACUCUCAUGGCAUUACCCCGAAAGUAGGCAAGGCUGACAAACCCGAAAAGCCCUUUUUGGUACUGUAAGCGCAGCACAGAAGAUCUGACUCUUUACAGUCCUGUUUGAAAAGAAAAGGUGUUGACAUGUAUGUUCAGAACAUUUCACAUCAAACUAGGGAGGAGGAACAAAAGUCAGUACUUUGAUCAAAAGAAAUCAUGAAAAGAUUAUUUUAAUACAGGGUUUAAUGUUGAAGAGGUGUUGUAAUUUUUUAGCUAUUUUUGCUAUGAACAUAUGUUUUAGGUACUACAGUGGAAUUUACUGCUGGUUUUAGGUGGUGGAAGAGGUCGGUGUGCACAGAACAUGGGGCCACAUUUGGUCAUUGCUCAGUGUUUUGGGGGCCUUUUUUUCUAUUUUAAUAAUUUUUUGGCCACAUCCCCACCGCUCUGUGAGUAUGAAUGCACUCAUCCUCAACCAUUUGAUCUACUUAUCCUCAUCGCCAAGUUCUUGUCAUUUCGACUUGACUCGAAUGUUGAAGUAUUGUCACAAGUGCCACCAAAAUUAGCCAAUAUACAAAAAAGAACGGUAAAGAAUGUCAUUGUUGAUGGUUUUUAUAUAUCUUCUCAGAUUCCCAAAAGGGUGUUUGAGUUUGCUGUUACCAGCUUACGAGCACAACAUAAAAAAAUGAUCCGUUUUCUAAUUUGAUGAGCGGGUCUGUAAAUUCUAUUACUUGGCCAUUUCAUGGCCUUUAAAAUGAUUCUUCCUCAUGUAGCCUCUGUACAGUAAUUUAUGCAUGUAUUUUAAUGUAAUUUCAAACAUGCUUUUAGAACUGAUUUUCAAAAAAAAAACAGUAUUCAAGAGGUUCUGAUAUGCAACAUUAAAUGAAAACUGUUCAUUUCUACUGCAAGGCUUUCACAAUUGGGGUUUUUAAAAGUUUUAAACAUGUUUUAUGUUCAAGGGCAAGUCUCAAACAGUUGGCUGCAGUGACUAAAACAGCCUCUUGUUUGGCUUUGAGAUAAAAAUUUAAAUAUUCUCCAGAGAUCAACUAGGACAUCUGACUUUGAAGGAUUUGAUGAAACAUCUAUGCAACCCGUUUAAAAUGCUGCAGCCUGAUUUGAAUUAAUGACGAUGGGCAUCAGCAGCUCAAGUUUGGCAUCGCUUCUUAAUUUAACUGGUUAAAGUUCCCUGUUUUUAUCUCUCUUUUUUCUUUUCUUUUUUAUUUGCCGCCAACAUUUCUACAAGGGCUUGUGCAUUUGUUCGUGGCAUGUGGACGAAGUGUGUCGAGUGUGAAGAAACCCAGCUUUCUGAGAGUCAAAGGAAGUGUUUGGGGUGAUGAUGGCAAAUGUCUGUGCUUGCGGGCCAGGGCAGCAACAUUUCAGUAGCUGGAAGUAGUUGGUCCGGCUGCUGGGUGAUGUUCUUUCCAUCCACACUUUAACUUCAGUCUAGUGACUGUGAAGUUAAGUUGGACGGUUGUUGAAACCCUUUGGCCCACAAGAACAGAGUGGAUUCACUUUCUGAGGAGAGAGUGAGUGACGUGACUGAAAAGAGUAAAAAAAAAAUAUAUGUAAAUAAAGAGCAGCCGUUUUUAGAUGUCUCUAAAAGAGGCCAUAACAUUACACCAGAUUUUUACUUGUCAGAGUAUCUCCUAAAUGCUAUGGAAAAACAAGAUGAGAUAGAUGUUAAAUUGUAAGAGAAAAUGUAUAUUAAACAACAUUUCUUAGUCUUGUUGAAAUAAAGACUGCCAAUAUUUAAA
Solea senegalensis (Senegalese sole) is the source of this 5038-nucleotide messenger RNA. It is a transcript of the gene gpc4, whose product is annotated as glypican 4. The record is from RefSeq and is a predicted model, not a curated record. Lineage: Eukaryota; Metazoa; Chordata; Actinopteri; Pleuronectiformes; Soleidae. Gene Ontology annotation, cellular component: plasma membrane; extracellular region; cell surface. Gene Ontology annotation, biological process: regulation of protein localization to membrane; regulation of signal transduction; cell migration. The coding region runs from base 640 to 2307 and encodes 555 amino acids. The transcript has 9 exons.